Molecule: messenger RNA, 3695 nt
Organism: Drosophila navojoa
Lineage: Eukaryota; Metazoa; Arthropoda; Insecta; Diptera; Drosophilidae
Gene: dia
Product: diaphanous related formin 1
Biological process (GO): actin filament polymerization; actin cytoskeleton organization
Cellular component (GO): actin filament
Molecular function (GO): small GTPase binding; actin binding
Source: RefSeq, a predicted model, not a curated record
CAGCCGUGCAGCGAAAUGCGUCUCAAAAAACUACGAAUGUCGCGUCAUGAAAAAUCGAAAUCGGUGGGCGGCGGCCUCUUGGAGAGCUGGUUCGGACGACCAUCGAAAUCAAAAGGUAGCGGCACCUACAACAGCCAUUCGCUGCCCCAUGGUGCCGGCGGUCGACCCCUGUCUACGGAUAACGAGGGCGGUCUCGUUGGUGUGGAUGAACUGCAGCGGCACAUUCAAGACCUAAGCGAGGCGGAGGUGAAUGCCAGAUUUCUGGAGAUUAUCGAAGAUAUGAAUAUACCCAAGGACAAGCGUGAACCGCUGCUCAACAAAAACAUGGAAGAGCGCCAAAAGAUGAUAUUCAUGCACAUGAAAGGUAAAAACUCACUGGAGCGCAAUACGAAUUCCCGUUUCGAGAAGCCGAUCGACUAUAUCGAGUAUUUGCAGAAUGGAGAGCAUAGCGAGAAUAAGGUGUAUCAAUGCGUGGAGUCAUUGCGUGUGGCGCUCACUAGCAAUACGAUAUCCUGGAUCAAAGAGUUUGGGGAGGCGGGCAUAGGGCAGAUCGAGAAACUUUUAGCGCGUGCCAAAACCGAUCGCUCCUAUGAACGCAUUGAAUUUGAGGCUAUCAGAUGUCUAAAAGCGAUUAUGAAUAAUACUUGGGGCUUGAAUGUGGUGCUUUCACCCGAACAACAUAGUGUGGUACUCCUGCUGGCACAAUCACUGGAUCCACGCAAGCCACAAACCAUGUGCGAAGCCCUGAAGCUCUUGGCCUCCUUUUGCAUUGUAUACGAAAGGAAUGGAUACGAGAAAGUACUGAGAGCCAUUACCACAAUAGCCGCAACGUCCUACAAGGCCAGCGAGCGAUUCAGGCCAAUUGUGGAUGCCCUAUUCGCAUCCGAUAAACAUGAUCCCAAGCGAGAGCUGGCCGCACAUAGUCUGAUCUUUAUAAACACGUUAACAAAUACGCCCUCAGAUUUGAAUUUCCGACUCCACUUGCGCUGUGAGAUCAUGCGCAUGGGCCUCUACGAUCGACUGGAUGAGUUGAAGGAAAUUGUCGAGAGCAGCAACAAUGAUACACUGCAGCAGCAUUAUAAGAUCUUUAAGGAUGUGCGCGACGAUGAUUUCGAGGAGUUUGUGCAGCGCUUUGAUAACGUCACCUUCAACAUGGACGAUGCCACCGAUUGUUUCGAAGUGCUUAAGAAUCUGGUUACAGACACAACAUCCGAGCCGUAUUUCCUGUCCAUAUUGCAGCAUUUGCUGUACAUCCGCGAUGAUUUCUAUUUCCGACCCGCCUACUAUCAGCUGAUCGAGGAGUGCAUAGCUCAGAUUGUCUUUCACAAGGGCUAUUGCGAUCCGAACUUUGAGAAUCGCAAUUUUAAUAUCGACACCUCAGUGCUGCUGGACGAUAUUGUGGAGAGGGCCAAAGCCACGGAGACACAGCGAUCCGAGGAGUAUGAGAAGAAGAUCGAGGCACUGGAAAGUGCCAAGCAGGAGGCGGAGGCCAAGGCGGCGCAUCUCGAGGAGAAGGUCAAGCUAAUGGAGGCGAAUGGUGUGGCAGCGCCAUCACCUAACAAGUUGCCCAAAGUCAAUAUACCGAUGCCGCCGCCGCCGCCAGGCGCUGGCGGCGCAAUGCCACCGCCGCCACCUCCUAUGCCCGGCAUGGCUGGUGGACCUCGGCCGCCUCCACCACCUCCUAUGCCUGGCAUGGGUGGCCCACGUGCACCGCCACCUCCGCCAAUGCCCGGCAUGGGUGGUCCCCCACCUCCUCCAAUGCCUGGCAUGAUGCGACCUGGUGGCCCGCCACCACCGCCCAUGAUGAUGAUGCCCAUGGCGCCGGUGCUGCCGCACGGACUGAAACCCAAGAAGAAAUGGGAGGCUAAGAAUCCCAUGAAACGUGCCAACUGGAAACCCAUUGUGCCCUCCAAGAUGUCCGAGAAUGCAUUCUGGGUGAAGUGUCAGGAGGAUAAAUUAGCCUCCGAUGAUUUCCUGCAAGAGCUGGCCAUUAAAUUCUCCUCAAAACCGGUGAAGAAAGAGAACCAAAAGGAUGCCGUGGACAAACCAACAACGUUGACCAAAAAGAAUGUCGACUUGCGUGUGCUCGACUCGAAGUCUGCACAAAAUCUUGCGAUUCUACUUGGUGGCUCCUUGAAGCAUCUGUCCUAUGAACAAAUUAAGCUCUGCCUAUUGCGCUGUGAUACGGACAUCCUGUCCUCCAAUAUCCUGCAGAAUCUUAUACAAUAUUUGCCUCCGCCCGAGCAGUUGAAACGUUUGCAGGAGAUCAAAGCGAAAGGCGAACCACUGCCGCCCAUCGAACAGUUUGCGGCGACCAUAGGUGAGAUCAAGCGCUUACUGCCACGCCUUCACAAUCUAAACUUUAAGCUCACCUACGCGGAUUUGGUGCAGGAUAUCAAGCCGGACAUUGUGGCCGGCACAGCGGCCUGUGAGGAGAUACGCAACAGUAAAAAGUUCUCAAAAAUAUUGGAAUUAAUCUUACUGCUGGGUAACUAUAUGAAUUCGGGUUCUAAAAAUGAGGCAGCCUUCGGCUUUGAGAUAUCCUACUUGACGAAGUUAACGAACACCAAGGAUACGGAUAACAAGCAAACGUUACUGCACUACUUGGCCGAGCUAGUGGAGAAAAAGUUCCCGGAUUGUCUGACGUUCUAUGACGAUCUGUCGCAUGUGAACAAAGCGUCGCGCGUGAACAUGGAUGCCAUACAAAAGAAUAUGCGACAGAUGAAUGCGGCCGUUAAGAAUCUGGAAACAGAUCUGCAGAAUAAUAAAGUGCCUCAAUGCGACGACGACAAAUUCACUGAAGUGAUGGGCAAAUUCGCAGCCGAAUGUCGACAGCAAGUGGAUGUGUUAGGUAAAAUGCAGGUGCAAAUGGAGAAGCUGUUCAAGGACCUCAGCGAAUACUAUGCUUUCGAUCCGAGCAAGUAUACAAUGGAGGAGUUCUUUGCCGAUAUUAAGACGUUCAAGGAUGCCUUCCAGUCGGCCUACAACGAUAAUGUGCGCGCACGCGAGGAACUGGAGAAGAAGCGACGCAUGCAGGAGGCGCGAGAGCAAUCGCAGCGAGAGCAAAUGGAACGACAGCAGCGAAAGAAGGCAGUCGUAGAUAUGGAUGCUGCACAGGCGCAGGAGGGCGUUAUGGAUAGUUUGUUGGAAGCGCUGCAAACGGGCUCGGCCUUUGGCCAACGAAAUCGACAGCCACGUCGCCAGCGGCCCGCAGGUGCAGAGAGAAGAGCCCAAUUAAGUCGUAGUAGAUCGAGGACACGGGUGAACAAUGGACAGCUAAUGACGCGAGAGAUGAUACUAAACGAGGUUCUGGGGUCGGCGUAGUUUGAACUGAGAUUUAACCGAUUGGAUGUACAUAUAUAAAUAGACAUAUAUAUAUAGACAACUAAGUGCGUAGACAUUAGCCAGAAUGUAUCUAUAUUUUUGUAUUUGUAACUGUAGCUAAGCGAAGCUAUUGAAAGACCAACUAAAAGUAGUAGAAAGCAUCAGUCGAUCACAAGCAUGCAGACUCGUACUUAGACAAGGCUUAGAUAUUAGCCAGUAUGUCUGUAUCUAUAUAUCUGUAUCUGUAACAAAGUGAGAGACGAACUAAUUUAAAAUCAGCAAAGUUGUAGACAUUGUUAACAAUCAUAUCUAUCUAUAUACAUACACAACUAUACAUGGCAUCGGCCUAGUCUACCGAUCUAUAUUUUUGA